AUGCCCUGGCAGAGGGGCCUGGGCGAUGGCAGUAGCUACGGCAGCUAUGGCGGCAGUAGCUACGGAAGCUAUGGCGGCAGUAGCUACGGCUAUGGUGGUUCUGGCAGCUACGACUACAGCUACGGCUACAGUUACAGCAACUAUGCGUAUGGUGGAGGCCAGGGUGGGGAGGCGCCAGAGGGUUGCAAUGGAGGCCUUUGUUGCAUCCGCGCCGUGAAGCUUUACCCCAGAGAGCCGUACUACACGAACGAGGAAUGUGUGAUCAAUGUGGCGGACGGCAACUCCAAGCCCCUGAGAGUUCUGGACUUUGAGACUGAUGAUGGCGAUGUGCUCACUGUCAAUGGAGUGAACUACAGCGGCUACAAUGGUCCUGUCGGGGUCGUUCCACAGGGACCAAUAACCUGGUCCACAGACUCGGUACAAGGUCGUGACAUGCGAGGAUUCUUCAUAUGCCUCGAUGAAGAGGCGCCUACGAACGUCACGGAG
Symbiodinium natans is the source of this 486-nucleotide messenger RNA. Lineage: Eukaryota; Dinophyceae; Suessiales; Symbiodiniaceae. The record is from the annotation of a GenBank genome assembly.